AUUACAAUCAAUGCACAAACUAUUGACGUGCUCAUUUGUCUCUCAAAUUUACAACGGGGUUUUUGUACUUGCUCUAUUGGUGUGUUGACCCUUCGACAAUAAAAUAGACUUGGGACAGUCAUUUUGUCGGGGUGAUAAGCUCAUUGGUCUAUCUGUGCUAACACUAAUGCGAAGUAACGACCGCCAGCUGCAUAUUUGAGUGUGUGGUUAGCUUCUAACCCAUCUCUAAAAUAAACCCAGUUAUGCAUUGCUAGAAUUCAGAUUUUUAUAGGGGCGGUCAAUAAUAACUUCCAAGGCAACGUGAAUGGGGUUCAUGAUCGCAGUCGUAACGUAAGCAUCAUUGACAUAGCUUAUCGUUCACAGAAACCCUGUUUGCGCUUGGCUGCUUACGUGGUUAUCGAUGUCGCAAAUACACACGAUUGGUAUUGCACCGUAGUGAAUAUAUUCACAUUUCUAGUUUUCUGGUGUCACCUCAAGUCUUCACUCGAGCAGGCGCGUUCUCAAUGGGACACGUUAAGGACGCGGUGGACGGAUGAUGACCUUUCACCUCGUUUACCGCUGUGCGGGUCAGCUAACCGGCCCUUGGCCUGUGUGGCUGUAGAUCUCUGUCCUCGCUAGCUGAGCUACCAGAGAUGCAUCAGAUGAUGAGACAGACCUGUAGAGACUAUGCAGACAGAGAACUGGCUCCUAUAGCUGGCAAAUUAGACAAGGAGCACCUCUUUCCCGCCCAACAGGUACUCACACCACUAAACAGGAGGUACACACACACUCUAACACAGUGGUAAUCAAAUUUUAUCAGCAGGGACCCCCAAAUCUAAUGACAUAACAAAUACCCCCAAAUCCAUUACAUUUUCAUCUCUCUUAUCAAAAUGAAAAUAAACUAAUACUCUACGUUUUUAUUUGUCAAAAUUUAACAAUGCAUUUCUCCUCCAUCAGCCGAAGAUGUAACGUGCGCUUCCCAAAACAUCACGCAAAGAGAACGUUCGCUAAGUGUGUCGUUGAUGCAUGUGCGGAUACUGAUUGGAUCGAAAGAGACAGCGCUGCUCUCGGGAGGUUGGAUGAUCUUUCUCCAUUGAAAUCUUACCUUAAUUAACAUUAGAAUGAUUCCACAAUACUGAUGACGGAUCAGCUGCUAAAAAGAUAUCAUCACUUUUAUGGCAGCAACUAUUGAGUCGGGUUAUUCUAAUGCUUACCCUAUAAUGCAAUAAAUCAAGAUGUGUGCACAUCAUUGCGCACAUGUUGAUACACACCGUGAAAAAUAGAGGCAAAAUGACAGACGGUAGCAUACAAUUAGCAAAAUAGAACUCAAUUGAAUGAACGUGACAUCUAUUUAAAUAUUAUUGAAAUAUAUAGGCCUGUCGCCUAUACUGUAGACUAAUUAUCUUUUUAAUGCAGUCAUUAAGUGAUUCACAAGUAUCAACCAAGGCGCAUCAAUAAGUACAUAUUCUAAUCUAAAGUAAGGGUUAGUGGCAAUCAGUGGCGACCUGUCAUUCAGGGCAGGUGGGGCUGUUUUGAGCCCCACAUUUUUAGCCCCAAAAAAUAUAUAUACAGGCUUGCCUGUUUUUCAUGUUAUUUUGGCAUUCAUACAAGUCACAUAGCAGUUUCCAAAAUGCAGGUGUUUCAGCCUCGCUCAGUGCUUUCUGUGGUGGUGGGGCAAGCCAGCAGAAAAUACAGAGCGAUGCGCCGCGAAAACUUGACUUCAGUGAGUUCAUGACAACUGGGAAGUCGGGAAUAAAGGAGCUCGGUCUGGGAAAAUACCUUUUGAACAGUCAUCCAACUCGGAAUUGUAAAUCCAGCCUCUUUCUAGAGCUACGAAGGUCAAUGACGUUCUCAUGAUUCAACCUUGUUUUUUUUUCCAAGUUCCCAGUUGUUUUGAAAGCACCAUAAAUCCAGAGAUUGACAGACUUUGAUGACAAAAUUUGCCAACAAAGACCCGCCGUGAAAACAGCAUAACAAGGAUUCCAAACAACCAUGCUGAUGAAGCUGGAAACAAUUAUCGAGAACCAGGUGGAACUGGCAAUUCAGAGACAGCCGCUGGAGCGCAAGACCUGCCAGACGAUGUCCUGCAUAGACCUUGUAGGACCAAGGAGGAGUUGGAGGACCUCUGCAGGAGUCUGAAGGAGGCCACCACAAGAUGGAAAGAGAUGAUCCAUUACUUCCGUUACCUGGGGGGACCUCAACACCAUGGUGCACAAGGUCAUCUGCAAAAUUUCUACCAAUGAUGUCCUCAAACACUACAGCUUGAGGGAGUAGGGAGAAGUGGUCCUUUCAGGACCUGGUGAUUUGCGGGUUAAUAACCUCAGAACAGUCUCAAUUUGUCAGCUUUCCACAGGGUUGCUGGCACAUGUUGACUCAAUGCUUCCUUCCCACGGUUGUGUCAAGUCGGCUGGAUGUCCUUUGGGUGGUGGACUAUUCUUGAUACACACGGGGAACUGUUGAGCGUGAGAACCCGAGCAGCGUAGCAGUUCUCGCGACAAACUGGUGCGUCUGGGACCAUACCCCGCUCAAAGGCACUUCAAUAUUUUGUCUUGUCCAUUCACCCUCUGAAGGACACACAUACAAACUCCAUGUCUCAAUUGUCUCAAGGCUUAAAAUUCCUUCUUUAACUUCUUUAAGUGGAUUUAACAAAUGACAUCAAUAAGGGAUCGUAGUUUUCAUCUGGAUUCACCUGGUCAGUCUGUCAUGGAAAGAGCAGGUGUUCAUAAUGUUUUGUGCACUGUGUGUAUACGUUGCAAAAUUCCAGGAACUUUGAAUCAUUUCCCUUGUUUUCCUGAAAUCCCGGUUGGACGAUUCCUGGAAUCAGUUGGGGAAAAAGCAGGAAAUCCAGAAGCCUCCAACCAGGAUUUCUGGGAAACCAGGGAAUUUAUAGAUUAUGUUUUUUGCAACCUUAUGUCUGUCUGGAUCUUUAGUACCCGUGCUAAAUUCUUAGUAGCAAAAUGUCUUAAUACACUACAAGGAUAUGUUUCAGCUUGCGCCUUCCUCAGUGUGUCUCCAGUUCUUACUCUUGCUUCCUGUGUGUCAACAACACCAGCUGUUUGCUGGUUAGCAAGAGCGUUGCUAUUGGUUUGGUUGAGAGGCAGGCAGCAACGAUCCUAUGAGGAGCCAGAACAGAUCCCUCUUCUUGUAGAAAGGUGAUGUACUCCUUGAGCGUUUCCUUUCUUUUGUACACUGCUCAGUAAAUGAAAUUAGGAGGUUGCCGAUUUCACAGAACAAAGCAGCAAGGAUUGUGCUUUGUGGAGAUAUGGUUAUUCUGUUGUAGUCAUGCGCAAUGCUCUUGGUUGGUCAUCAAUCAACAAGUUAAUCGAGAGAAAAAACACAUUUUAUUUCCUAACAUACACCAUUUAAAACUCUAUUCACAACAGUAUUCAGUUGGUAAGAGACAGUCAUUCAGUCAAUACUAGGAAUAGAUUGUCCACCAUCUGUGUUAUCCAGACAGAAAAGAGAAAUAGGCUAAAUAACAUUUAGAUUUAGAGCAAUAAAUAAAUUGAAUAAUUGACUGAGCAAACCAGAAACCUUUCAAUAUAUAAAUUCAAAUAAUACUUUGGAAACCAUUUAAAUAUAAUACAUAGGAAAGUUGUGCUGGACUAUGGUAGAUGAAUCAAUCUUUUUAGACUAUUUUAUUAUAUUAUAUAUUAAAUACUAUUAGUAUUUAUCUGGUCAAUAUGUGUCACGUUUGCUGGAAUAAAUGUCAGACCAAGGCGCAGCGGAUGUUGAGUUCCACAUUAUUUAUUAGAAAGUGAAACUAAGCAAAGACAAAAAGAAACAAACUAACAACGAACCGUGACAACAGCGAUGCUACGUGCACUAACUCAAAAACAAUAUCCCAUAAACACAGGUGGGGGAAAAACAGUUACUUAAAUAUGAUCCCCAAUUACAGACAACAGCUGCCUCUAAUUGGGAAUCAUACAAAUCACCAACAUAGAAAAUAAACUUAGAACACCACAUAGAAAUAAAUGAACUAGAUCACACCCAGUCACACCCUGACCCACUUCACCAUAGAGAAACAAUGGCUGUCUAUGGUCAGGGCGUGACAAUAUGUUAGUGUAUUAUGUCUGUAACAGUGUGUUAUAUGUGAUCGUAUUAUGAAUUGUAUUUGAAUGUUUAAGGACUCUUGGAAGAUCAGUCCAAAUGAGGAUAAAAAAAUAUCCUAAUAAAAUAAAAUCCAUGUGAGUGACCAUCUUCACAUAUCAAACUAGAUACAUGGGGGGUAUUUUCAGUUAGAGUUAGGAGCGUUUGACUUAUGGGGUCUAAGAGGGACCUGAAUCUACUGGUAUCAAGGGCUCUGACAGAUAUAUGGUUGAGCCUGAACAUUUCUUGGGGUCUGAUUUUCCUGGCUAAAUUCCCAAUCUGGCCCUCAAACCAUCACAGUCACCUAAUAAUCCCCAGUUUACAAUUGGCUCAUUCAUCCCCCUCCUCUACCCUGUAACUAUUCCCCAGGUCGUUGCUGCAAAUGAGAACGUGUUCUCAGUCAACUUACCUGGUAAAAUAACGGAUAAAUAAAAUUGAGACAUGGGCCAGGGUCUGGAUGAGGAUUAAUAUUGUCCUUCGUCCUCCUGUGUGUACUGUGUAUCCUAUCCUUAGGUUGCACGUUCGGUGUGUACAUGGAACGAGAGUUUGGGUUUUGUUUUAGCGUUCAGAUUUUUUCGUUGAGUCCAUCCUAGUGGGAGCUCUCACGUCACUCCUCUCCUCACUGCUUUUAAACAUGGAGGGCACCAGUGUUGGUAGAUAUUUGAUGUCCAGUUCAAGCUGCCUACUUUUCCUUUCUGUUUGUUUUCUCCCUCUUAUUCCUUCAACACACGUUUCUCCUCAAGAACAGGCGCACGCCAUCCCUGCCUUUAUCACCGUGAGUGCAGAGACUUAUGAUGAUGCAGGAUGAAGGCUUCCUCCUCCUCCAUCUUUUGAUUGCAGAAUUAGACGCACUGCCAUCACAACCAAUGUCACUGCUACACCGGAAGUAAUCAUUCUCGGUGCGCUUUCUGAGCUGCACAGUGUUCUUAAAUCCCGACCACAUACUGCCAAAAUGUCUCUUACAAAGUACUCCAACAGUCAGUGACACUACUUUGGCCCAGGUGGUGACCGUCUUUCCCCAUCAGGUUUCUGCUGAGGUUCUGCUCCCAGUCUGCUCUCUGACCAAUACAGCAUUCUCUCUCUCUCUUCACCUUUGUGUGUAUGUGACGUGAUUUGUGUUAUGUCCCGGUUCUCUACCUCAGGGGUUCAGCUCGGGACCCAAAUUAGGAAUUCACUGUCCUCCAACAACCCAAACGAAUAAGACAUAUUAUUAUAUUUGAUUCUAAAUGUAUCAACUUGCGACCCACCUCUCACAUACCCAGGGCCCACUUUGGGUCCUGACCCAUAGUUUGAGAAACCCUGCUUUACCUCCCUAAGUGUGCAACAAUGGCAACCUUCAUUAAAGCAUUGGAUUGAGUCAUGUUUUGUUUUUCCAUUUGGAUUUAAAACCUAGCAAAUGCAUAUGAUUUCAGGUUUUUCUGGUCAAAGCACAGAUAUGAUUUUUUUUUUAAAUAAGUUAAAUACCAAUGAACUACCAAUGCACAUUGCUAAACUUUUGGGAAAGACACAAUAUCCUUAAGAACCCGGAUAGUAGUAUUUAACUCAUUGAGAACUCCUUGUUUUACAGGUUGCAGAGAGGGUUGUGGAGUGAGCCCUUGACUCCCCUGUACCAUAGACGGUGUUCAGACAAGACAAUUGUGUGUGUGUGUGUGUGUGCCAAUCAGAAUUCAGAUUUUUUGAAUUGUUCACUAAAAUGAUUGCGUUAACUGUUAAAAUGUUUUGGUUCUUUUACUGAAGAUUCCGAAGCACACUUAUAAUAAACGGAACAGAUUGAUUUAAUGUUCUCCGUAGCACAUUACAUUAGACUAUUCUCUACAGUGUCUUCAGCCCAACUCUCUAAUACAUCAUUGAACUUUUACCGUCCUUCCAUCUCGUAAUCAAAUCACUUCAAUGCAGGAAUGGGAACCCCAUUGUCAUUUGUUAAUUCAAAUAACUCAACCCAAAUACAAGUAUGCCCAAAUAGAGAAGGAGGCCUUAGGGAUCAUAUUUGGGGUAAUGAAAUGCCAUGACUACCUAUAUGGUCGUAAGUUUACAUUGCUGACAGACCAUCAGCGACUUGUGAAAAUACUAGGACCAAAAACAAGAGUUCCAGCUCUAGCAGCAGCCAGACUCCAGAGGUGGGUGUUAAUACUAGUUGCAUAUCAGUAUUUUAUACAAUACAAGUCCUCUCAGCGGCAUGCUAAUGCAGAUGGGUUAUCUAGGCUUCCCAUGAAGAGGGGGCAGAGAGCAAUCCAAACUAUCGAGUGUCAUUUUUAGAUGUACUUCCCAUUUUAACGAAGGACAUAGCCAGGGAAACUACCAAGGACAAGGGUUUGGCUAAGGUGAAGCACUUCACACUUACAGGGUGGCCUAACCAUGUUACUGAUCCUGAACUAAAGCCUUAUUGGGUGAGAAUGGGAUGAGCUCACUGUAGAAAGUGACUGUGUUAUGGGGUGUGAGAGCGGUGGUGCCCUCUACAGAGGGAGCUACAUCAAAACCACUGGGGCAUGGUCAAAAUGAAAGCUCUUGCAUAUGGAGCCACUUUUGGUGGCCCAGGUUAGACUCAGACAGAAGACAUGGUGAAGAGAUGCCAGGUGUGUCAGUCUAAUAGAUAUAGGCCGAACCUUGCACCAGUGCAUCCUUGGAAAUGGCCUGAGAGGCCCUAGCAGCGUAUCCAUAUAGAUUUUGCUCUAAAGGGAAAGCACCGGUUGGUAGAGACACUCCGGGGAAUGUUCUCAGCCUACGGGUUAGUUGAGGAGUGGGUUUCAGACAAUUGGCCGCAGCUGGUGUCAAAAAAGUUGGAGACAUCCUUCCAGUUGAAUGGGGUGAAACACAUCGAGUCGGCUCCGUACGUGCCAUGCAGCUUCAAAUGGCGCAGCAGAGCGACUUGUACAGAAUCUAAAACGGCCACUAGAGAAGGACAAGUGAUCAGGAUGGUCUGUACAGCAUAGUGUGGACAACGUUCUGUUCGCCUACAGGAAUACGCCGCAUGCCACAACUGGAAAAACUCCAGCAGAGUUGUUCAUAAAAAGACAGUUUAGAACAAGGUUAUCAUUGGUUAAACCCAGGUUUUCAGCCCGGUUUUCAGCAAGCUAUUCAUUUUUUUCAGUCUGAACAAACAGCGCUUUCCGAGAUUACCGGGGAGGAGAGGAAAAAUGGCUACCUGGGAUUGGAAACUCGGUACUUGCAUGUAGUGCAGCCUGAGGGAAAAUUGUGUAAGAAGCAUGUGGAUCAAAGGGCCUUCCGCGUGGCGCAGUGGUUAAGGGCGCUAUGCGGCAGCGCCAGCUGUUGGUUGGAUGCGCGCUGUGUUAAGAAGCAGUGCGGCUUGGUUGGGUUGUGCAUCGGAGGACGCAUUACUUUCAACCUUCGUCUCUCCCGAGCCCAUACGGGAGUUGUAGCGAUGAGACAAGAUAGUAGCUACUAACAAUUGGAUACCACGAAAUUGGGGAUAUAAAAAGGGGGUAUAAAAUAUAAUUUAAAAAAAGAAGCAUGUGAAUCAAAUGAUGAUGCAACACAAUCAAAGAGAAGACCUGAAUGUGUCAGAGUGGAACAUUUCUGAUUGGGACUUGGGAACUACGACUGUGACAGUCACGCAUACAGAGACACAGAUUGUGCGAGGCCGUGAGCCUGAGGGCCCAGAGCGUCAUGCGAGGCCAGAGACACAGAUUGUGCCAGGCCGUGAGCCUGAGGGCCCAGAGCGUCAUGCGAGGCCAGAGACACAGAUUGUGCCAGGCCGUGAGCCUGAGGGCCCAGAGCGUCAUGCGAGGCCAGAGACACAGAUUGUGCCAGGCCGUGAGCCUGAGGGCCCAGAGCGUCAUGCGAGGCAGUGAGCCUGAGGGCCCAGAGCGUCAUGCGAGGCCCUGAGCCUGAGGGCCCAGAGCGUCAUGCGAGGCCAGAGACACAGAUUGUGCCAGGCCGUGAGCCUGAGGGCCCAGAGCGUCAUGCGAGGCCAGAGACACAGAUUGUGCCAGGCCGUGAGCCUGAGGGCCCAGAGCGUCAUGCGAGGCCAGAGACACAGAUUGUGCCAGGCCGUGAGCCUGAGGGCCCAGAGCGUCAUGCGAGGCCAGAUACACAGAUUGUGCCAGGCCGUGAGCCUGAGGGCCCAGAGCGUCAUGCGAGGCCAGAGACACAGAUUGUGCCAGGCCGUGAGCCUGAGGGCCCAGAGCGUCAUGCGAGGCCAGAGACACAGAUUGUGCCAGGCCGUGAGCGUCAUGCGAGGCCAGAGACACAGAUUGUGCCAGGCCGUGAGCCUGAGGGCCCAGAGCGUCAUGCGAGGCCAAAAAGGGUCAGAAGGCCUCCGGACCGAUUGGAUCUGUAAACAGGUUGUAUAUGAGUUGAUAAGUGAAACUGUUUUGGAAAACCCAUGAUGUUCAUCAAGGAUGUUUUCAGAGGAAGUGAGAAUUUCCGGGGAGAAGUGUGGUGUGUUGAGAAUUGUAUUUUGUGUUGAUGAGUUUAGAUGUAAAAAAUGGUUGCAAAUAGCCAAUGGGAUUUGUAUGCAGGGUUGAGUUAUUUGAAUUAACAAAUGACAAUGGGGUUUCCGGUCUUGCAAUGAAGUGAUUGGAAAACGAUUCACUGUAAGGUCUGUUGUAUACGGUACCGGAGCACCAAGUCGAGGUCCAAAAGGCUUCUUAACAGCUUCUACCCCCAAGCUGUAAGACUCCUGAACAGCUCAUCAAUGGGCUACCCAGACCCCUCUUUUACGUUGCUGCUACUCUGUUUAUAAUCUAUGCAUAGUCACUUUAACUCUCCCUACGGUGCCCCCGGUUCGUUUGAUUUGAUUUGAUUUUAAAUGUGUCUUGUGUCUUUCCUUACUACCCCACGACUCACGUUAAGAGGCUCAAGGCCAGCUGUGGUGCAAUUACAGUGCUAUCAGAAACUCACACCCCUUGACUUUUUCCAUCAUUUGUUGUGUUACAGCUUGAAUUUUACAUUGAUUAAAUUAAAUGUUUGUGCCACUGAUCUACACACACAAUACCCCACAAUGCCACAAUGUCAAAGUGGAUUUUUUGUUGUUGACAUUUUCACAAAUUAAUAAAACAUUUUAAACUGAAAUGUUUUCAAAUCAAAUUAAAUCUAAUCUAAUUUUAUUGUUCACAUACACAUGGUUAGCAGAUGUUAAUGCGACUGUCGCGAAAUGCGACGGCGCAGUAAUAUCUAACAAAUAAUCAAACAAUUCCCCAACAACUACCUUAUACACACAAGUGUAAAGGGAUGAAUUAGAAUAUGUACAUAUAAAUAUAUGGAUGAGCGAUGGCCGUGCGACAUAGGCAAGAUGCAGUAGAUGGUAUAGAGUACAGUAUAUACUGUACAUAUGAGAUGAGUAGUGUAUGGUAUGUAAACAUGAUAUAAAGUGACAUUGUUUAAAGUGACUAGUGAUACAGUUAUUACAUCCAAUUAUUAAUUAUUAAAGUGGCUAGAGAUUUGAGUCAGUAUGUUGGCAGCAGCCACUCAAUGUUAGUGGUGGCUGUUUAACAGUCUGAUGGCCUUGAGAUGGAAGCUGUUUUUCAGUCUCUCGGUCUCAGCUUUGAUGCACCUGUACUGACCUCGCCUUCUGGAUGAUAGAGGGGUGAACAGGCAGUGGUGGUUGUUGUCCUUGAUGAUCUUUUUGGCAUCCCUGUGAUGUAGGUGUCCUGGGGGGCAGGUAGUUUGCCACCGAUGAUGCGUUGUGCAGACCGCACUACCCUCUGGAGAGCCUUACGGUUGUAGGUGGAGCAGUUGCCAUAUCAGGCAGUGAUACAGCCCGACAGGAUGCUCUCAAUUGUUCAUCUGUAAAAGUUUGUGAGUGUUUUCGGUGACAAGACAAAAUUCUUCAGCUUCCUGAGGUUGAAGAGGCGCUGCUGCGCCUUCUUCACGAUGCUGUCUGUGUGGGUGGAACAUUUCACUUUGUCCGUGAUGUGUACACCGAGGAACUUAAAACUUUCCACCUUCUCCACUACUGUCCCAUCGAUGUGGAUAGGGGGGCGCUCCCUCUGCUGUUUCCUGAAGUCACCCCGCUAUCAUCCAAGUAUUCAACCCCCUUGUUAUGGCCUAAAUACAUUCAGGAGUAAACAUUUGCUUAACAAGUCAUACAAUAAGUUGUAUGGACUCUGUGUGCGAUGAUAUUGGUUAACAUGACUUUAAAACAGUUUCAGAGUUUAAUGCCUGUGAUAGGAGAAACUGAGGAUGGAUUAACAUUGUAGUCUGUACAGAAUCUGAAGGAAGUCUACAGAAAAUAAAUUAUUCCAAAACAUGCAUCCUGUUUGCAAUGAGGCACUAAAAUAAUACUGCAAAAAAAUGUGGCAAAGAAAUAUACUAUAUGUCCUGAAUACCAAGCAUUAUGUUUGGGGAAAAUCCAUAACAACACAUUACAUCAUAUUUUUAAGCUCGGUGGUGGCUGCAUGAUGUUAUGGGUAUGCUUGUCAUCGGUAAGGACUAGGGAGUUUUUUGUGGGGAUACAAAUAAAUGGAAUAGAGCUAAGCACAGGUAAAAUCCUAGCAGGAAACCUGGUACAGUCUGCUUUUCAAUAGACCCUGAGAGACAAAUUAAUCUUUUAGCAUGAUAAUAACCUAAAAUUCAAUGCCAAAUAUACACUGGAGUUGCUUACCAUAACUACAUUGAAUGUUUCUGAGUGGCAUAGUUACAGUUUUGACUUAAAUCAGCCUGAAAAUCUAUGUCAAGACUUGAAAAUGGCUGUCUAGCAAUGAUCAAUAACCAACUUGACAGAUCUUGAAGAUUUAAAAAAAAAAGCAAAUAUUGUACAAUUCAGGUGUGCAAAACUCUUAGAGAUUUAUCCAAAAAGACUGUAAUCGCUGCCAAAGGUCAUUCUAACAUGUAUUGACUCAGGGGGUUGAAUACUUAUCUAAUUAAGAUAUAUUAGUGUUUUAUUUUUCAUUAAUCUUCAAAAAAUAUAAUAAUUUUUCUUCCACUUUGACAUAUUUUGUUUACAUCAUUGAAAAAAAAGACAAUUACAUCCAUUUGAAUCCCAAUUUGUAACUCAACAAAAUGUGGAAAAAGUCAAGGGUGUGAAUACCUUUUGAAGGCAGUGUAUAUCACCCUCUCUCUCCCCUAUCCUCCCCCACUCUCCUUUCCCAGUCUCCCCCUCUAUGUUGUCUCCCCACUCUCCCCUCUUACCUGUCCAAGCACUCUCUUCCUAACGCUGACAGUCCCGCCCCUCCACACCUGGGCCACACCCGUCUCUGCUUCCCAAGUAACACACAGAUUGGUCCAAGGGCGGUGGUCUAUGUCUGUGAUGUACUUUGAUAACAGCCUAUAGGAGCGGAAGGACUGAGAGGAGGAAUGGGUGGAGAGGUAGUCCAUCCCACUGUUCCUUUCCAGUAACAGGUUCCAGUAGUUCCCCUGAGUGAGGCUGAAGAGAGUCAAGUCUUUUCCCUCCUCAGCCAUGUAACGCAGACACACAGUCAGAGCAGAGAGAGAGGGAGAGGGGGUGGUGUAGGGAUAUGAGGUGUAUGGAGAGGAGGGAGAAGAAGUGGGAGAGACCGCGUCUGUGUACAUGAUAAAUCCCCCGUCGUUCGACACUGUAAACAUUCGACCACGCAGGUCUGUGGUGGGAACUGGGGGCAGAGAAUCAAUCAAUCAACAAUCUGUCAGACAAUCCAUCAAUCAAUCCAAUAUUAUGUAUAGCACUACUAUAUAAGUAAUUUGUCACGGAACACUUCAAAGAACCCAGACCUAACGUCUUGUGUGUGUGGGUGUGUGCGUUCAGGUGCCCAGAUAACAGCAAACGUUCCCACAACAUUAGAGAACGUUCCCUUAAGAGUCGCAUUAGGUCAUUUACUAAUGUUUUCAUGUUAUGUUUCUAAGAUAUUGUUCCCGUAAUGUCAAAUAUAACCUACCCAGAACGUGGUUACCAUGUUCUCAGAACAUAAGGUACUAAUGUUCUAGACACGUUUCAUGGGAACAUUGCAAGAACAUUGAAAUGUCUAGUUUUCUGUGGGUUAGGAGAAUAUUCCAUCAACGUCCCACCAAGCAUACACAGAACAUGGCAACCAUGUUCUCAAAACAUUAGAUAUUAAUGUUCUAGACAUGUUUCAUGGGAAUGUGGCAAAAACAUUCAUGUGUAGGGUUAGGAGAAUAUUCCAUCAACUUACAUACAAAGAACAUGGUCUUAGAAUAUAAUAUAUUUUUGGUUCUAGACUAGUUUCCUGAGAAUGUCGCAAGUGUAUUCAGGUGUGUUUGCCGCGUCCACUAAUUGGCCACACCUGAUCUUAAUGAGUCCUUUGAAAUACGGUAUGAUUGAAUAGACUAAACAUGGUUUGCAUCUCACUGACGCCAUGCAACAAUAUAAAAGAAAUGUGUUUGCAUGAUUAAUGUCCAAUCAAAUACAUUUCCAUGUGUCCUAUCUGUGCUUGGAGUUCGAAACGAGUAAACUAAGCUAACAGAGUUAUUGAGUCUUAUUGGAACGUGUUCUCAGAACGUUAUUUAAUUACCUUCAAAUAACCAAUCAUUUUCAUUAUCAGAAUGUCAAUAAAACCUCAGAGGAAAACUUUCAGGGAAACAUAGAAAAACAUUCUCUGAACCUCCCUGCAACCUAAAAAUGUAAGUUCCCUAAUGUUCUCAGAAUGUUAAUUUUACGGUAACGGUCUGGAAACUUAUGGCUUCGUUCUCAGAACCAAUGGGAAACCAAAAACCUAUGUUCCCACAACUUCCAAGGAAUCACAUGUGCUACCUGGAGUGUGUGGGCAUAUUUGAAGAUGAUGUUGUUUGGUAUCUUGCCCCAGUUCGGCCCAAUGCCAACAGCAGCACGAGAGCAUUAACCUCUUGCCUCUUCUUGGGACGCUUGUGUCCCAACUAGAGCCCUGGAAAUGCAAAUGCGCUACGCUAAAUGCUAAUAGUAUUAGUUAAAACUCAAAAGUUCAUUAAAAUACACAUGCAGGGUAUCAAAUUAAAGCUACACUCGUUGUGAAUCCAGGCAACAAGUCAGAUUUUUAAAAUGCUUUUCGGCGACAGCAUGAGAAGCUAUUAUCUGAUAGCAUGCACCAAUACACUACAACAGAAAAGCACAGCAGGGGACGUAAACAAAAUAAUUAGCAUUUCGGCGUUACACAAACCGCACAAUAAAAUAGAAAACAGUCAUUACCUUUCACCAUCUUCUUUGUUGGCACUCCUAGAUGUCCCAUAAACACUAUUGGGUCUUUAUUUCGAUUAAAUCGGGCCAUAUAAAGCCAAGAUAUCGUUAUAUGUAGACUGUGUGAUAAACGAAAAAAACAGCGAUUUCACAACGUAACGUCAUUUUUUAAAAUGCAAAAAGUAGACGAUAAACUUUCACAAAACACUUCGAAAUACGUUUGUAAUGCUACUUUAGGUAUUAGUAAACGUUAAUAAGCGAUAAAAAUCAUCCAUAGGCGAUGUAGAAAUCAUUAGCUGUCGUCUUGGAAAAAAUUUCAGGAGAGAGCUCUUCCGGAAUGAUCUGGGCGGAGACCGGAGGUAAGUCGUGCCCCUCUUUCGGUUCAACCAAGAAUCAAAGAUGAUUCAAUUCACAAGACUCUAGACAACAUGGGGAUGCUGUGGGAGUUGAAUGCUCGGUCUUAUCUAAUUCGGCUCACUGUUAACAAUUGCUGGAAGUGGCGCAAGGAUAUUUAUUUCCAUUUUCUGUGAUCAGGUUUUCCUGCGCUUUCCGAUGUAACGCACGUUAUGUAAUAGCCACAGUCGUGAUUUAACCCGUUUUAAAAACGUCCGAGGGUUUCCUAUCCACACAUUCUAACCAUAUGAACGUACUAUAUUCCUGGCAUGAGUAGCAGGGCGCUGAAAUGUUGCGCGAUUUUUAACAAAAUGUUCAAAAAAGUAGUGGGUCGACUGAAGAGGUUAAGAAGAUUGGAAAUCAUCUUCUCGAGCCAGACACAGUGUGAGGAGUAUUAGAGAAGUAAAAUCAUAAGAGUGAGAAUGGUGUGGUGUCAUUUUUCUGCUUUACCAAAUGAGGAGAGUUACAAACUACACACCAGUCAGAGUUAUACUUAAACUACAUCUUUAAUCAUAAUUAAGCUUUGCAAUAGCCUUUGACUUUCAAUGAUGCGCUAUCUCUAAUGAACCAUUGAAAAGUGCCACCAGAAAAGUAUAAAGAUCUUUUAUAGCCAAGAUACACCCCUCUCAACCUACAUGACGAACCACAGAUCUUAGGAACUCUUCACAAAGGGACUUUUACUUGAGAAAGGAGUAACCCUUAGCCAGAUAGCAUUCGCUAUAAAUUAUCGCUCAGUUUGGUCUCUAAAACGAGGUUCUAAUCUCGUUCCUGGUACUUCAUAGUACAAAAACAUUACCUCAUCCAAGGCAUAACUCAAUUGUCAACUCUAGAUACUCCCAUUCUCAAGUAAACUCCCUCUCGACCCCACUCCUGGACAAGCUAACUGAGGGGAGUGAGCCUCUAGGACAUAUACUAUCCCAGGAUAAGUGCACAGACAUUGUGGAGACAAGUAAUUGGUUCCCCAUUAAUCACACCAUUCCUUCACAUGGUUUAGAAUAGGUAAAGACACAUUCACAUAUGAAGACAAUGUUUCCUCCUGUCCUCUUCCCUUUCUGAUAUUCUGCAUAGCACCAGGGACAUGUGAAAGGCAAACCUGACCUCUCCCCUCUCUGGGCCCCAAGUGACUGAGCCCUAGCUGAGGGAGAAGUGCAACUGCCAACACUAUAGUCGAAAAUGAUACAUUCUAAUGACAAGUAUCUCACAUAAGCAUAUUAUGCAAAUAAAACAUCGUAAUUAUCUAUGUUACCUAACUAAUUCUGAUUCAUCCGCCACAACGGCCCCAAUAGCAAAUAUGUAGGCCUAUGGGUUUAAUUUCCCAUUUACUGAAGAGUUUCAGUUCUGCAGAAAUGUCACUCUUACAGUAUGUUUUAGGCCGGCUGAAUUAGCCCCGUAGUCAUACAGCAACAAUACAGUAGGCUAAUAGGGCUAACUGUCACACUCUGAUCUGUUUCACCUGUCCUUGUGAUUGUCUCCUCUCCCCCCAGGUGUCACUUGUUUUCCCCAGUGUAUUUAUCCCUGUGUUUCCUGUCUCUUUGUGCCAGUUCGUCUUUUAUGUCCAAGUCAACCAGUGUGUUUUUCCUGUGCGCCUGCCUUCUCUAUUCUCUUUUUGCUAGUCCUCCUGGUUUUGACCCUUGCCUGUUUUUGGACUCUGAACUGGUUUUGACCUUUUGCCUGUCCACGACCAUUCUCUUCCCUACCCCCUUUUAUUUCAAUAAACAUCUCAGACUCCAA
Molecule: messenger RNA, 15235 nt
Organism: Oncorhynchus nerka (sockeye salmon)
Lineage: Eukaryota; Metazoa; Chordata; Actinopteri; Salmoniformes; Salmonidae
Product: putative golgin subfamily A member 6-like protein 3
Exons: 4
Coding region: 7932-8414 (160 amino acids)
Source: RefSeq, a predicted model, not a curated record